Messenger RNA from Ichthyophthirius multifiliis, 1239 nucleotides. Its product is annotated as sodium hydrogen exchanger family protein, putative. Gene Ontology annotation, biological process: proton transmembrane transport. The record is from RefSeq and is a predicted model, not a curated record. Gene Ontology annotation, cellular component: membrane. Lineage: Eukaryota; Ciliophora; Oligohymenophorea; Hymenostomatida. Gene Ontology annotation, molecular function: sodium:proton antiporter activity. The transcript has a single exon.
AUGAAUUAUAUUUUUUUAGAAAAAAGCCCUUUAGAUGCACACACAUCUCAAAACAGUGGUGGCGACCAUAGUAGUCAUGAUGUCGAUCAUGGCGGUCAUGGUGAUCACAUGGUUUAGCCAUUAGUUAUAUUAUUUAUAUUUUACGGAUUACUAAUGGGAGGUUUAUUACGUGAACUUUAUAAGCGAACACUAAUCCCUUACACACCAAUGCUUAUAGUGUUUGGAAUACUAGUGGGAUACUAUCGUAAACACUUAUGGUAUUUUGGGGCUAGUGCAGAGUUAGCAUCUACAUUAAACCCACAUAUGAUAUUGUUUAUAUUUAUACCUGUACUUAUAUUUGAGAGUGCCUUUAAUUGCGAUUGGUAUAUUUUCAAGAAAAUUGUUGCUAAUGUUUUACUUUUAGCUGGUCCUGGAGUAUUACUAGGAGCUUUUUUGCUUGCAAUUUCCCUUAAGAUCUUCCUUGGAUAUACAGAUAUUUCUUGGGCAGGCGCUCUUACUAUGGGUUCUAUUCUUUGUGCUACAGAUCCUGUUGCUGUAGUAGCCUUAUUGAAAGAAUUAGGAGCUUCUGCACGUUUGAAUACUUUAAUUGAAGGCGAAAGUUUGCUAAAUGAUGGUACUGCAAUGGUUUUCUAUUAACUUUUUUUGAAUAUGGAAAAAGGUUAAAGCUCGGGUCCUGUAGAUAUAGUUAUAGGUUUCGUCUAAAAAUCUAUUGUCGGGCCUCUUUUUGGACUCUUAUGUGGUUUAAUAGGCGCUUUUUGGCUUCGAAGAAUUAUUAGAGAUGAUGUGUUAACAUGUGUAGUAACUUUUAUUACAUGCUAUUUAUGCUUUUUUAUUUCUGAAUUCACGAGUCUUUAAGUUUCUGGUAUUUUAGCUAUUUUUGCUCUUGGAUUAUUAAUGAGUGCCGUAGGAAAGACAAAAAUAUAUCCUGAAAGUGAACAUGCGGUUCAUGUAGUAUGGGCUUUUGUAUAAUAUAGUUGCGAAACAUUAAUAUUUUUUUUAUCAGGAAUAAUAAUAGGUAUAUAAAUGAUUUCAUAAUCUACAAUAACGACAUCUGAUUGGAUUCGUUUAUUUUUUUUUUGGGGUUUUAUGGUCGCGGCCCGUUUCAUUAUGGUAAUAACAUUAUAUCCUUUGCUACGUAAAUUCGGCUAUGGAAUCACUAAACCUGAAGUUUACGUUGUUGUUUGGGGUGGUCCUAGAGGAGCUCUUGGUUUAACACUUUGCUUUAAUGGUUUUGGUUGA